Eriocheir sinensis (Chinese mitten crab) is the source of this 1425-nucleotide messenger RNA. RefSeq lists its product as uncharacterized. NCBI's taxonomy places the organism in Eukaryota, Metazoa, Arthropoda, Malacostraca, Decapoda, Varunidae. The record is from RefSeq and is a predicted model, not a curated record. Bases 5 to 1204 code for a protein of 399 amino acids. The transcript has 4 exons.
UCCCAUGUGGUAUUGGUGUGCUGGAUAUCCCUUCACUGGUAGCCUGGUAACAUUUAGUCCCAGGUCUUGCUCUGCCUCUGUGGUGGAUAGUGGAGUGUUUCCCAUGUGGUAUUGGUGUGCUGGAUAUCCCUUCACUGGUAGCCUGGUAACAUAUAGUCCCAGGUCUUUCUCUGCCUCUGUGGUGGAUAGUGGAGUGUUUCCCAUGUGGUAUUGGUGUGCUGGAUAUCCCUUCACUGGUAGCCUGGUAACAUUUAGUCCCAGGUCUUGCUCUGCCUCUGUGGUGGAUAGUGGAGUGUUUCCCAUGUGGUAUUGGUGUGCUGGAUAUCCCUUCACUGGUAGCCUGGUAACAUAUAGUCCCAGGUCUUUCUCUGCCUCUGUGGUGGAUAGUGGAGUGUUUCCCAUGUGGUAUUGGUGUGCUGGAUAUCCCUUCACUGGUAGCCUGGUAACAUACACUCCCAGGUCUUUCUCUGCCUCUGUGGUGUAUAGUGGAGUGUUUCCCAUGUGGUAUUGGUGUGCUGGAUAUCCCUUCACUGGUAGCCUGGUAACAUACACUCCCAGGUCUUUCUCUGCCUCUGUGGUGUAUAGUGGAGUGUUUCCCAUGUGGUAUUGGUGUGCUGGAUAUCCCUUCACUGGUAGCCUGGUAACAUACACUCCCAGGUCUUUCUCUGCCUCUGUGGUGGAUAGUGGAGUGUUUCCCAUGUGGUAUUGGUGUGCUGGAUAUCCCUUCACUGGUAGCCUGGUAACAUACACUCCCAGGUCUUUCUCUGCCUCUGUGGUGUAUAGUGGAGUGUUUCCCAUGUGGUAUUGGUGUGCUGGAUAUCCCUUCACUGGUAGCCUGGUAACAUACACUCCCAGGUCUUUCUCUGCCUCUGUGGUGGAUAGUGGAGUGUUUCCCAUGUGGUAUUGGUGUGCUGGAUAUCCCUUCACUGGUAGCCUGGUAACAUACACUCCCAGGUCUUUCUCUGCCUCUGUGGUGGAUAGUGGAGUGUUUCCCAUGUGGUAUUGGUGUGCUGGAUAUCCCUUCACUGGUAGCCUGGUAACAUACACUCCCAGGUCUUUCUCUGCCUCUGUGGUGGAUAGUGGAGUGUUUCCCAUGUGGUAUUGGUGUGCUGGAUAUCCCUUCACUGGUAGCCUGGUAACAUACACUCCCAGGUCUUUCUCUGCCUCUGUGGUGGAUAGUGGAGUGUUUCCCAUGUGGUAUUAGUAUGCUGGAUAUCCCCUCCCAAGGUGCAUGACUUUGCAUUUUUCUUCACUGAAUUGUAGCAGCCACUUUUUGUUCCAUUCCUGUAGCUUGGUGAUGUCUUCUUAUAGGAAAUCCGCAGUCAAGAAGUUAGUGAUGAGGUGCUUAGGUUGGUAUUGUGAGAUGCUCCCGCCCUGCACACCAACUAUUUCCAAAGUCCAAAAAGGAGGUUAAUCGAGUUCUAA